AUGGCUUUGGCCGUGGCUGCAACACGGGAGCGAACGAAGCCACUGCCUGAGGAGGACGGGCACCGCGGCAGCGGCCGCACUCUGGCGGGCCAGGUGCUGUACCUGCGGGUGGCCGGGCUGUGGACCCACGCGCGGCCGGCGCUGCACCUGCUGCACGCGGCGCUGCUGCAGCUGGGCGCCGCCGCCUACGUGGCCGUCGGUCUGGUCAGCGUCCACACCGCCAGGGGGGACGUGGACGACAUGUCGCACACGCUGAUGCACAUACUCGAGAUCGUCGCUGGGACAGUCAAGGCGGGCCUCUUCUUCGGCAACAGGCAGUCCUUUUACCAGCUGGUGCGAGAUCUGGAUCUGAUGGUGUCCGAGGACUGGGACCGCCCCGAGCUGGCGUCUGCACGCCGCUGGGCCCGCCGGAUGACUGUGUCGCUGACUGCCUACAUCUACGCCCUCAUCCUGCUGUGGCUGCCGGCGCCGCUCCUGGCCGGCGGCGACCAGAAGCUGCUGCCGGUGGUGCAGAUCGAGGGAGUGGACUGGUCGCUGUGGCCCGGCACGUACGCCGCUCUCUACACUCUGCAGUGUGCUGUACUCCUCACUCAGGUCCCCAUCGUCGUCGGCCUGGACUGCUUCUUCGUGGCGGCCAUGCUGCACGUGGCAGCCCUGCUGCAGCUGCUGGGGCAGCGCAUCUCUGGACUGCGGCUCUCUGGUGAUGGCGCUGUGGACCUGGCUGGCGAUGUGGGUCUCAAGAGGCAGCAGAUUGAGGACGCGCUCACGGCCCUGCAGUACGCCAUGACUAUGCCCUUCCACAGCAUCCAGAUCUACUUCUACUGCUGGACGGCUGACGUCAUCACGCAGCAGGGCGAGGCACUGUCUUUGGCGGCGUACAGCAGCCACUGGGUGGGCGCCGGUGCCGGCUUCCAGAGGGCGCUGUCCAUUGUGAUGGCGCGAGCCCAAAAACCACUGCUCAUCACAGCGGGACACCUCUACCCGGUCAACACGGCAGCCUUCGUUGCGCUGAUGAAGGCGUCCUACUCGUACUACACUCUGCUGAGACAACUGGACAGCAGCUGA
Messenger RNA from Schistocerca piceifrons (Central American locust), 1065 nucleotides. RefSeq names its product odorant receptor Or2-like. Gene Ontology annotation, biological process: sensory perception of smell; detection of chemical stimulus involved in sensory perception of smell. The transcript is spliced from 5 exons. Gene Ontology annotation, cellular component: plasma membrane. The coding region runs from base 1 to 1065 and encodes 354 amino acids. Gene Ontology annotation, molecular function: olfactory receptor activity; odorant binding. Lineage: Eukaryota; Metazoa; Arthropoda; Insecta; Orthoptera; Acrididae. The record is from RefSeq and is a predicted model, not a curated record.